Mugil cephalus (flathead mullet) is the source of this 4929-nucleotide messenger RNA. It is a transcript of the gene larp4ab, whose product is annotated as La ribonucleoprotein 4Ab. The coding region runs from base 313 to 2550 and encodes 745 amino acids. The record is from RefSeq and is a predicted model, not a curated record. The transcript has 16 exons. Gene Ontology annotation, cellular component: cytoplasmic stress granule; cytosol. Gene Ontology annotation, biological process: positive regulation of translation. Gene Ontology annotation, molecular function: mRNA 3'-UTR binding. NCBI's taxonomy places the organism in Eukaryota, Metazoa, Chordata, Actinopteri, Mugiliformes, Mugilidae.
GGAGAAGGAGGAGGAGGAGGAGGAGGAGUGCAGGCUGCUGGGACGGACGACUACAGACACAGAGGACGCAGCUGUCACACGCUGCUGGGUCUGAAAGUUCUGGUUCGCCGCUAGAGCGCACCGUCGGUACUGGACACGAGCACGUUCAGUUGCUGGAGUAACCUUACCAGUUGCUGGGAGACGGUAGUUAAGGGCAACUCAAAAUAAGUGCAGCAUAUCUUUUUUUUGUCAAGAACUUAAAACCUUCGCAAGAGAAUUACAAGGAAAUUUAAUUUCUUUGAGCUGAAGAAGGACAACGAGGAACAAAUCAGCAUGGUUACCACAAAGGGAGCGGGUUUGAACCCUAAUGCCAAAGUUUGGCAAGAGAUCCCUGCCCAACAGAAUGACAUCCCAGGAGGAACAGAGGAUUCUCCGUGGCUGCAGUCGUACCCUCAUACUGCUGAGAUACAUGAUGGUUACUCAGACAGUCCCUCUUCAGGAGGUAAAGGAUACGACACAGAGUACCUGGACAGCACUGCUGACACUGUACCUUUACCCAUUGGCAUUGUGAAUGAAAUGGAGCAGCCUGAUUUGGGUUACUUAGUUUUUGACUCCCAUUGUGAAGCUACCAUUGAUAAUAACAUGUCCAAGGAAGAACCAGUGUCUGAAGAGACUCUGAGGGAAGCUUUAAAGAAACGACUUGAGUUCUGCUUUUCAAGAGAGAACCUAUCUAAGGACCUUUACCUGAUAUCCCAGAUGGACAGUGAUCAGUUUGUGCCUAUCUGGACUAUUGCGUGCAUGGAGGACAUCAAAGCCCUUACAACUGACAUGGACCUCAUUCUGGACGUACUGCGAGCUUCCCCCAUGGUGCAAGUUGAUACAACUGGUGAGAAGGUUCGGCCAAACCACAGUCGCUGCAUUAUUAUUCUCAGAGAAGUGGCUGAGACUACCCCAGUUGAGGAAGUCGAGGCUCUUUUUAAGAGUGAAAACUGUCCAAAAGUAUUGAGUGUGGAGUUUGCACACAACAGCAACUGGUAUAUAACAUUUCAGUCAGAUAUGGAUGCACUACAGGCUUACAGAUACUUGAGAGAGGAGGUCAAAAUGUUCCAGGGGAAACCAAUCAUGGCCCGCAUUAAGGCCAUUAACACGUUCUUUGGAAAGAAUAGCUUCCGUAGCAUGGAUUCAAGUGUCUACUCGAGUCAGCCUGCCCAGUCACAGUCCCAGUCCCAGUAUGGCUCUCCAGUCUACAUGCAGCAGAUGUUCAACCCUCAACAGCAGUAUCCAGUUUAUCCUGUAGUGUCUCCCUCCUGGAACACUUCAGUUAUGCCAUACUUUGAAACACCACUGGCGCCUUUCCCUAACUCUGCCUACAUGAAUGGCUACAGCACUCCCGGUAACUACAAAGCAAACUCAAACUUGAUCAACCCUCUGCGCCCUAGUAGCAGGAACCGAAAUCAUGUUAAGGGACACCCAAGGUCUGGUGGUGAUGUCCCUUCCACUUUGGCCCAAGGCCCUCUGUUGGAUUCCACAUCCGGUCCCUUGAGUCCUCAGGCUCUCCAAAUGUCUGGGACACCGACUGGCACCACACCACAGUCUCUCGCCUCCUUCAACCUUAAAGACACUUCUCCAGUAGCCACCACACCCAGUGGGGAUCUGAGUGGGGUUGGACGAGGAAGGAGAGUCAGCCAGAGAGGCAUGAGGAGAAAAAGAGAAGAUGAACACACCACGCAGAGGCCUGUCCCAGUGAUGGAGGCCAAGGCACCACCUCCUAAGUUUGACCUCGCUGCAUCCAAUUUUCCUCCUUUGCCGGGAUCUGUGGUCAGUAUGCAGGAAGAAAGCACAGCAGAGUUGCGCCUUUCUGACGUAGUGCGUGGCCUAAAGGUGACCACCAAGCCUGUGAGCCAAGACGUUAAUGCAAACAUCUUGGAAAGUCCUGAAAGCAAACUAAAUCCUGUGACUACGACUGCUAAACCUGCUGCGUCGUUCGUGCUACAAGUGGUGACUCCAGCAGUUUCAAGUGAUUGUCCUCCAAUAAAGGAAGGAGAUAAAAAUGAACCUUCUGUGCCAAAGGACAUAAUCCCAUCCACACAACCUGUUUCUCCAACAACUUCAGAACACGCCCCCUCCACCUGCGGCCAGACUGUUCCUACAUUGUCUCCCUCUUUGUCUCCCCCUUCUCCUACAUCUGAACCAGGCCUAAGAAAGCUCAGCUAUGCAGAAGUGUGCCAAAAGCUGGCUAAGGACCCACCGCCAGCACCGGCCCCCUCUGCCUCCCCUCCUGCCUCUUCAGACAGCCAACCACUGCAAGAGCUCAAGGUCAACAGGGUUGAGGAGCCUCGGCCCAACUCCAAGCGCACUGCAGACAAAACGGAGAAACCUGGAGAUAAACGGCCUCCUCGGCAACCAUUACGCCCCUUUAGAGGGGCAACUGGCCAAGCUAGAGCUGGAGGUGCAGGGCUGAAGAUUCGGGAGCAGCAGAGAGGCCUGAAUAGUGGCAAACGGUUUUCCCCACAGCGGGGAGCCAGGCGCAGCGGAAAGGAACAGAACAUUCCCCCAAGAUCCCCUAAAUAAUUUAAGACAAGAUAUAUAUGUAAAUAUAUAAUAUAUGUAAAUAGACAGAUGAAUAUAUUUCAUUUGACAAAGAGUCUCUUCACUUUGUUGCAGACUUGAAAUUAUUUGGACAGGCUGUAUGUAGAUAUUCUUUUUAGGAAAAGACAUACAGUCUGCAGACAGAAUUGCAGACAUAUGUUUAAGCAAACAUACUCUGCUUAAAGUAAUAUCAGUGUGAUAUUAAGGGAUACCCCAUAACCUACAAAGUAGAAAAAUCCACAUUUAAUGUUUUUUUUUUCUCAGUAGCUGUUGGCAUGAGAUACGUGUGAAGCUUUUUAUCAAGGUUGUUUUGCGUGAAAAUCGAGAGUUUGUGAUAAUAGAAAUGGAACACAUUGAGUCCAAUGCAGCAUAGGAAGAGUAAAAAAUAAUUACUUUUGGAUGUUAGGAAUGUAGCGUUUGAGAAGAUUUGGGGAAUACUGUCCUGUGUUCUUUUGGUAUUAGUCGUAUUUGGCAGUGGUUGACUUGGUGACGUAAAUAGAUCAGUACUGCCAACAUGUUUGCCAAAUAACCUACUAUUACUCAUAGUUAUUGGACAUAAACACGAUCAAAAAGAUUGUCUCUAUGUGUUAUCAUAUUAUGAUGAUGCCUGUUUCACAGGGCAAGAUUAAUAGGUUUGCUAACUUUGGUUUUAAUUCAGACUUUGGUGUCACAGAACUACUUAGCUGCAAUUAUUAACUAAUUCACCGUGGUAAAUUGUGGUGCACGGUUUAUGUAUUCCAGAGUAGAUUAUCUUUAUCCCUCUAGUGAUGGGUACUGUUGAUAAUUGUGUGUUUACUGACGAUCAUAUUCCCAUUGUUACUUUUUGUGUCUUGAGUUAUUUUAAAGAGUAAUUUGUCUUGUCUCUUAUCAGAGCCCAGUGUCAACUCUCAGUUUACUUUGACUUUGGGGAAACAGAAACCAUGAGAUACCUUCCCCUUCUGUGAGAGUCUUAUUUUUUUGACUCACACAAGUAAAUCAGAAAACUCUGCUUUAGGGAGGAAAGAAGGAAGAUAAGCCCACAGAUGCAACUCUGUGAAAUGACAUUUGUUUUCAUUAAUGGACAAAGCAGAAAGGAAUUUCUUAUAAGAGUUAUUUUGAAGGAGGAGAACAACUUUUUGUUUCUUAUUCUGAGUCUGUUGUUGGUGUAACUUCAUUGCUUAGUCCUCCAUCUCUUUAACAAAUAUCUGUCCCAUAUGCACAGGCUUAUUGCAGCAAAUAACUGAAAGUCACUUGCUCUUGUGAAUGAACUUCACUAAAGUAUAAUAGGGAUGCAUGAUAGCUAGUUCUGUAUUCAGAAUGAUCUGUCUGUUCUUCAUUGGCUGGAUGAUCUGCUGGACCUAGAGCACAAAUGGACUUCUCAGCAAAAAAAGCUAAAGGCUAAAAGCUUUGGUUGAUUUAAUGACAUUGAUUUCUUACAUCUGAUUUUAUGGGGCACAAAAUAUUUAAAGUGAAUGUUGUUUGUUAAGCUAAAACCACUUUUUUGAGUUUCUUUGUUUCUUAUUGUGUACAUGUGGUACCUUUGUGUUGAGUGUGUGUGCAUGCGUGUAUAUACAGAUGUCGUCUUCAUCAUUUCUCUUUUUUUGUUUAUCAGUUGUCACAUUUUCUUCUCUCCAUGGUGGUAUCUUUUUGUGAUAUUUGUCAAUUGCUUGCUACAUUCAUCUGAGAAAAUAUGUUUGAUUAUUAACAGAGUUAUAAACAGAUCUGUACUGCAACUCUUGGCUCAACAAUUGGCACAACAAACCUGUUUGAAAUUUGUCUGAUUUCAAGGCUUAAUCAUUACACAAGGAACAUGAAUGCAUGAAAUGCUGCUCAGUUUGUGCUUAAUUUUUUUUUUUUUUUGUUAAAUCUAAAUAAUUUUAGGAAAUGACAAUGAGCAAAACAGGAGUGAAGAUGUGAAGUAGGUAAUCAGCAGUUAAGUUUUCAUUCACCAUUUUAACAGACGGAUUCUGCUUUUGUUUCAAAAUUUAUGGAAUUAUCUCAUCCCAAGCCUCCUGUGCCUUAAAUGCAUUUUAUUUGUGUAUAAGUUAUCCAAGAAUUUGGUGCACAUUUGUCACACUGAACAUCAUAAUGAGAUGGGAUCAUCAGAUUCAGUCCAGUGUAAAUUGUGAAAGUUCUAGCCCUAGGGCUGGAGCCGUUAGGAGUGGAGCUAAAUGUGUGUGCAUGCAUAAUGUGAGUCCAUUAUGUGUCUAUUAUACAUUUUAAUUUGAUUGCUUGUCAAUGCAAUUUCAAUGUUUCUAUCAAAAUCCUUUUUCUCACAGAGAAUCACAGAGUUGCAGUAGUUCACCCAAGUACACACUGGUUUAUCAAGUGAAUAUUUUAUUACUGAGCCUCAUGUAUGAAAAUAAAAAUAUAUUUUUUAAA